This is a messenger RNA of Pygocentrus nattereri (red-bellied piranha), 4219 nucleotides long. RefSeq names its product NACHT, LRR and PYD domains-containing protein 12-like. The transcript has 9 exons. Bases 206 to 3739 code for a protein of 1177 amino acids. Gene Ontology annotation, molecular function: protein binding. The record is from RefSeq and is a predicted model, not a curated record. Lineage: Eukaryota; Metazoa; Chordata; Actinopteri; Characiformes; Serrasalmidae.
AGUGGAACGGGAAUUUAAGGUGGAACGGGGCAAUUCGAACAAGAAGCUGCCUCAAACAAAGCUGGAGCUGACGUGACGAGCUGUUGAAGAAACCGAAACUAACUUUCUGAAGAAGUUUGGGAUGAAGUGCUGCAGCCACACGUCAUGAAUACGACUGGACACCCCUGCUGCUGUCGCUGCCGUCAGUCGGGGUGGGAGCAGAGCCAUGAAAGAAACGCCUUUCACCAUGACCUCAUCUCCACACAUUCUUAUUAGUGCUCUUGAUGAGCUGAUUAAUGAUGACCUGAAAAGAUUCACGUAUUUCCUUACCAGUUGCCCACCAGAGGGCUACCCUCAUAUUCCACGAGCAGAGCUGCAUGAAAAAUCAAGAACAGAAGUGGCAAUGGCAAUGAAUCGUUUCUACAGUGGAAAUGCACUCAACGUUGCUGUAGACAUCUUGAAGAAGAUGUAUCAAAAUGAACUUGUACAUAACAUACUAAGACAGGUGCAAGAACAACGAACAAAUCCUGAUCUCACAGGGAAAGAUCUUCAGAGUGUUGUGAGGAAUCAUAAACUCUGGCUAAAAAAUAAAAAUAAAUUCAUAGUUGAAAAGACGGCCUACAGUAGUAAAAAGAUCUCACUGACUGACAUCUACACAGAUCUCACAGUGACAGAAGGAGAUGGCAGAGGGUUAAAUAAGGAACAUGAGGUUUUAAACAUUGAAAAUUCACAGCCCUCACAUGAGACCAGAAUCAACUGCAAUGACAUUUUUCGAGGAAAUGAAGAAAUCAGAACUGUUCUUACAAAAGGUGUAGCCGGCAUUGGUAAAACCGUCUCUGUACAGAAAUUCAUACUUGACUGGGCAGAGAAUAAGGCCAAUGAAGACAUUGUGUUUCUGUUUGUACUUCCAUUUCGUGAGCUAAACCUGAUUAAGGAGGAAUGUUGUAGUCUACAUGAACUUUUGGUUCGCUUACAUCCUGAAUUGGAGGGCUGCAAUUCAAACCUGUACGUUGACAAGAAAAUUUUGUUCAUUUUUGAUGGCCUUGAGGAAAGUAGAAUUCACAUGAAUUUUAGACAAACAGAAAUUGUCAGUAAUGUUGACAUUAAAUCCACAGUGGAUUCAUUGAUCAUAAACCUCAUCAGCAAGGAACUUCUCCCUUCUGCCCAUAUUUGGAUAACUUCGAGGCCAGCAGCAGCCAAUCUGGUGCCCUUUAAGUAUAUCGACCAUGUGACAGAGAUUCAGGGAUUCAAUGACCUCCAGAAAGAAGAAUAUUUCAAAAAGAGAGUGAAAAACAAGGAUCAGUUCGACAGAAUCAUCUCACACAUUAGGUCAGCAAGAACCCUUCACAUUAUGUGCGAAAUACCAGUAUUUUGUUGGAUUUCAGUUACUGCACUUCAGCCUUGGUUGAGCCAGAAGUGCAAAAAAGAAAUCCCCACAACUCUUACUGAAAUGUACUCUUACUUUCUGCUCAUUCAAACAAACACAAAGAAUCAAAAGCUUGACGAGACACAUGAAGAAGAUGCUAAGAAACUUCUGGAGGACAACAAAGAGAUGAUCCUCAAACUUUCUGAGUUGGCUUUCAUACAGCUGCUUAAGGGAAAUGUAAUGUUCUAUGAAUCAGACCUGGAAGAGUUUGGCAUUGAUGUCAAAGAGGCUUCCUGGUACUCUGGGCUUUGCACUGAAACAUAUAAGGUGGAAUUUGAGUUUUACAAAGAAAAGGUCUACUGCUUUGUGCACCUGAGCUUUCAGGAGUUUUUUGCUGCUUUGUAUGUAUUCUACUGCUAUCACUGCAAGAACCUGGAGAAAAUCAAGAUGUUUCUCCCAAAAACAAAGGCUGCAGAAACGCCUCUGGAAGUGUUUAUGAAGAAUGCAGUGAAUGAAGCCUUAAAGAGUAAGACUGGACACCUUGAUCUUUUCCUUCGUUUCCUUCACGGUAUUACUUUGGAGUCUAGUCAAAGACUUCUAAAAGGCCUACUGACGCACAUUCACAGCAAUCCAGAGAGCAUUCAGAAAAUAACAAAGAACCUAAAACAGGGGCAAAAAAAGAACAUCAACCCUGAGAGGUGGAUCAAUCUUUCACAUUGCUUGAUUGAAAUGAAAGAUAACUCUCUUCAGCAAGAAGUUCAGGCUUUCCUUAAGUCCAAGAAAAAGUCCAAAAAGCUUUCUCUUGCACAUUGUUCAGCAAUGGCUAACAUAUUUCAAGCAUCAGAAGAGGUGAUGGACGUGUUGGACCUUAAGAAAUACAACACAUCAGAAGAGGGCCAUAGGAGACUGAUCCCAGCUGUGAGAAACUGCAAAAAGGCUUUCCUGUCAGACUGUAAUCUCACCAAGGACUCCUGUGAAAAUGUCGCUUCAGCUAUGCAAUCAGCAAACUCGAUUCUGAGAGAGCUUGACCUGAGCAACAACGACCUGCAGGAUUCAGGAAUGGAACUGCUCUGUAAUGGGCUUAAGUGUUCACAUUGUAAACUAGAGAUCCUAAGUCUCUCCAACUGUAAGCUUACCGAACUGUCAUGUAAAGAUAUUGCUUCAGCUCUACAUUCGGGGAAUUCAUCUCUGAGAAAGCUGGACCUAAGUUACAAUGACCUGCAAGAUAAAGGAGUGAAGCUGCUCUCUGCUGGUCUAAAGAAUCCACACUGUAAAUUGGAGAUAUUGAGACUCUUGGAUUGUAGACUGACUGGGAAAUCCUGUAGAGACAUUGCCAGCGCUCUGCAAGCAGCAGAGUCAUCCCUGAGAGACCUGGACCUCAGUUGUAAUGACCUGCAAGAUUCAGGAAUAAAGCAGAUCUCUGUUGGCUUAAAGAGUUCACAUUGUAAUCUGAAAGUCCUUAGACUCUCUGACUGUAAACUCACUGAGCAGUCCUGUAAACAUGUUGCUUCAGUUGUACAAAAAGCAGACUCAUCCUUGAAAGAGCUAGACCUCAGUAACAAUGACCUGAAGGAUUCAGGAGUGGCACUUCUGUCUGAUGGAUUGAAGAGUUCAAACUGUAGUCUGGAGAUACUGAGAUUGUCUGGCUGUUGUAUCACAAAGAACGGCUGUUCUUCAAUUGCUUCAGCUCUGCAUUCAAACCCCAAACACCUGAGAGAGCUGGACUUGAGCUACAACUACCCAGGAGAUUCAGGAGUGGACCUGCUUGUCUCAGAGAGUACUAAUCCAACCUAUACAUUGGAUACCAUCAAAAUGGACCAAAGAGGAGAACUGAGAAUGGCACCAGGACUAAAGAAAUAUGCCUGUAAGCUGACACUGGACCUAAAAACAGCAAAUGUACGUCUUGCUCUGUCUGAUGACAACAAGAAAAUAACACUUGUUGAAGAGGAUCAGCCAUACCCCAAUGAUAAACAGAGAUUUAAGCACAUGGCACAAGUGUUAUGUAUGGAAAGUCUGUCUGAACGCUGUUACUGGGAGGCUGAAUGGACGGAGGGGGCUGUUAUCGCAGUUGCAUACAAAGGAAUCAGUAAGAAGGGAUCCCAAAAUGACUGCUUGUUUGGGCGUUCAAAGAAGUCCUGGAGCCUUAACAUGUCCAAUCAAAGUUGCGUUGUGUGGCACAAUAAGAAGUGCAUAAGAAUCAUACCUCCAAGUUUCCCUUUACCCAGUAGAGUAGGAGUGCUUCUGGACUGGCUGGCUGGCACUCUGUCCUUCUACAGUGUCUCCUCUAACAAGUGGAGCAGCUUGCACACGUUCCACGCAACAUUCACUGAAUCCCUCUAUGCAGGGUUUGGUCUGGAGACUCCAGGCUCCUCGGUCUGUCUCUGUAAUAUGUAAAUAUGUGAUUGAUAAUGAGUAAUCUGUUGAGUGAACAAGGAUUCGUUCAUUUUGUUCCUGUCACAUCAGUAGAUCUAAAGUAGUAUAUAUUGUGAAGAUUUAAGAUUUUAUUAACAUGUAUGAAGAUUAGAAGUGAGAAAGUUUUAAAGGAAUGUUUGGGUGAGAUAUACAUUCCCAGCUUUCCAGACAUGCUAGAUAUAGUAGUUUGGCCAAGACAUGUUUGUUGUCUAAAUUUUGCCUCUUUGCUUUUAGCUACAAGACUAACAAGAUGCUUUAUGUAUUCGCUUAUUGAAAAGGUUUAGUGACUUCUAAUGUUCUAGUGUUAGUUCCAGCACUAAAAAUGGUGUAAAUCAGAUUUUUCCCCCAAAGCAUUUCUUUACAUUUCACUGAAAAAUGGUUGAUUUGCCUGCUUCAUGUACAUAGGUGAACCACAUUAUUCAUUGUGUCAUUAUUUUAGCAUUAAUAAAAAAACAAAUAGUA